AUGGUGUUGCAGUCAACAUCAAUUGCGGCUGCGAAGAUGAUGGAUCCCGACCAGAUUUUCACAAAGCAGCAAAGGAUUGGCCGCGGUUCAUUUGGCGAGGUUUUCAAGGGAAUCGAUCAGCGUACUGGCCAGGUCGUUGCCAUCAAAAUCAUAGACUUGGAACAGGCUGAAGAUGAAAUCGAAGACAUUCAACAAGAAAUCCAGGUUGACAUCUGGUCCCUUGGAAUUACCGCAAUAGAAUUGGCCAACGGCGAGCCGCCCUAUUCAGAUCUACAUCCAAUGAGGGUCCUUUUCUUGAUCCCGAAAAACAACCCACCCCAACUGACCGGCGCCACAUGGUCGAAGCAAUUUCGUGACUUCGUUGAGGCCUGCUUGAAUAAGGAUCCGGAUAACCGACCGGCCGCCAAAGAUCUGCUGAAGCACCCGUUCAUCCGAAAGGCGAAGAAAAACUCCAUUCUGACCGAGGUGAUCGAGCGUCUUGCCACACGACGUUCGCGCCUCGGUUCAUCCUCGGACAGUGAUAUGGAUAGUGGGGACGAGAACGGCGGCUCUGUGAAUAAAUGGGACUACCCGACGAUUAAAGGCGAUAAGCCGCCGAUCGAAGAGGCCACUGUUCGUCAACGUGAUGGCAACAAGCAACGAACACCGAUUCGUGCUGCUCAGCCUCAAGAAGACGACCCUAACGACACGAUAAAAAAGUCCUCCAACUACGCCAACAUUGCUGGGCAGAUACGCGGCUUGACCGUUUGUGACGACUAUCCGGAGUCUAGCAAAUCCGGCAAUGGACAACAAUACCCACCGUCCUCUCCUGGGCCCACGGGUGGCGUGACAACGAUUUCUGUCGGCAGCAGCCCACCACGGAGCAAUAAUAAUUUGCCGAGCAGCAGUAACGGGUCUGGCGGCCGUUCGAAUGGUUCGCAGACGCGCAGCAAUGGCGCCCCGCCAAAGAAAACUGGAGCAUUGGAAAAUGGGCUGCUGCCCGCGCUCGAGAAGUUGCAACGUACUCGCCACGCUCACCCAGAGCUGGAAGCGCUAGCGAAUGCUUUCCGCGAUGCCGAGAAACGAUCGCCGGGAAUCUGCGACAAGUUCAUCAUCGACCUGAUCAGCUCCAUCACCGCACCGCAAGCCAAGCCGCACAUGGUGGAGGCGGCCACGGAACGGCUCAUCUCAAGGCGCCAC
This is a messenger RNA of Mesorhabditis spiculigera, 1179 nucleotides long. Lineage: Eukaryota; Metazoa; Nematoda; Chromadorea; Rhabditida; Rhabditidae. The record is from the annotation of a GenBank genome assembly.